AAAGCAAAAGCAAAAACUAGGAAAAAAAAACAUUUCUUCAUGUUGUUUCUCCCAAGUUUCCGCAUUCCUCUACCGUUUGCUCUCAGUUGCUUCCGUUUUUCGUCGUCCCAAAUUUGCCAUCAUCCUCUUCGAGCUGCUCUUGAAAGCAAUGAACGCAUCUAUAAUCGAUCCGUUGCAGGGAGAUUUCCCUGAAGUGAUAGAGGAGUAUCUGGAACUGGAACAUGGGAUUAUGAAAUGUAUUGCUUUCAACCGUCGUGGUACCCUUCUUGCUGCUGGCUGCAAUGAUGGAAGCUGUGUUAUCUGGGAUUUUUUAACCAGGGGUGUUGCUAAAGAGCUUCGAGAUAGUGAAUGUUCUUCUCCCAUUACCAGUAUUUGUUGGUCAAAGUGUGGUAAUCGAAUUCUUGUAUCUGCCGCUGACAAGUCGUUAUCCCUGUGGGAUGUUUUGAGUGGUAAGAGGAUAAGAAGAAUAGUUUUGCAGCAAACCCCUUUACAAGCUCGUCUUCAUCCAGGGUCCUCCAAACUCUGCUUGGCGUGUCCUCUCUCAUGUACUCCGAUGAUUAUUAACUUAAACACCGAAGAUACAACUUUUCUUAAAGUUACUGUCUCUGAGAAGCCAAGUGGACAAAACCCUACCUCCCGCAAUAAGUGUUCUGAUGGAAGUACCUCCUUCACACCUACUGCCGCGUGUUUUAGUAAGUAUGGAAACUUGGUUUAUGUGGGAAACUCUAAAGGGGAAAUUCUUGUAAUUGACAGUAAAGACGGUGAGGUGCGUGGCAUGGUUCCUAUCUCUGGUGGUUCAGUAGUGAAGAGCAUUGUAUUCAGCAGGAACGGACAAUAUCUUCUAACAAACUCAAAUGACAGAGUAAUAAGGAUCUAUGAAAAUCUUCUUCCUUUGAAAGAUGAAAAUAGAGCACUAGAUGAACUGAAUAAGAACCUUGGUGAUCUAAAUGGCGUUGAGAAGUUGAAGGUCAUAGGAUCAAGAUGUUUAACUUUAUUUCGAGAGUUUCAAGAUGCAAUAACAAAGGUGCAUUGGAAAGCACCCUGUUUCAGUGGUGAUGGUGAGUGGGUUGUUGGCGGUUCUGCUAGCAAAGGAGAACAUAAGAUUUACAUAUGGGAUAGAGCUGGACAUCUUGUGAAAAUCCUUGAAGGGCCUAAGGAAGCCCUUAUUGAUUUAGCAUGGCAUCCUGUACGUCCUAUUGUUGUAUCUGUUUCUUUGAAUGGCAUAGUUUUUAUCUGGGCUAAAGAUUACACCGAGAACUGGAGUGCGUUUGCUCCUGAUUUCAAAGAGCUUGAGGAAAAUGAGGAGUACGUGGAGCGAGAAGAUGAAUUUGAUUUGAAUCCUGAGACUGAGAAGCCAAAAGGAUCUGAUGUCAAUGAAGAUGAGAAAGUUGACAUUAUGACAGUGGAGAAGGAUCCUAAUUUCAGUGACUCUGAUAUGUCCCAAGAAGAAUUAUGUUUCCUGCCAGUAUCUCCCAUACCUGAUGUUCAUGAACAGCAAGAUAAGUUCUUAGAAAGUUCUUCAAAAGUGGUGGACAGCAAUAACUCCGAAUCCCCAUUUUCAGAAGAGGCUGUUACAAAUGAAAAUAUGAUGAAUCAUGCCUCAAGUCCAGUGGAAGAUGAUGCUGCGGGAACACGAAUUAAAAGAAAGCGGAGACCAUCAGAGAAGGUUUUGGAGUUGCAGGCAGAAAAAGUCAAGAAACCUUUGAAAUCUAGCAAAUCAUCAAGAACCAAAACAAAAUCUUUGGUUGAUGAGAAUGCUGAUAAUGAUUUUUAUUAUGAUGAGCUUUCUGAUGAAUAGCAGCAGAUUAUAAAUCCUUUUAUUUAAAAAUGGAUUUUCCUCAUUUCUCAUCUAUCUUCCUUUUUUUACUUUUGAUAAUUCUUGCCUUUGCAUAUCCUUGCCACACUAUGUAUUCGGUUCUGUGGUGGUGAGAACUGAUUUUGGUUAAAAGUUAGUUGAGCGUAUAUUGAUUUAUGUUAAGAUACAUCUAACAAAAAAGUAAUUCUUUUCCCUUUA
Molecule: messenger RNA, 2014 nt
Organism: Lathyrus oleraceus (garden pea)
Lineage: Eukaryota; Viridiplantae; Streptophyta; Magnoliopsida; Fabales; Fabaceae
Product: protein RBL
Exons: 5
Coding region: 149-1798 (549 amino acids)
Cellular component (GO): Set1C/COMPASS complex
Molecular function (GO): protein binding
Source: RefSeq, a predicted model, not a curated record